Messenger RNA from Aspergillus sclerotioniger CBS 115572, 1751 nucleotides. Its product is annotated as glycoside hydrolase family protein. The coding region runs from base 409 to 1434 and encodes 341 amino acids. Gene Ontology annotation, biological process: fungal-type cell wall polysaccharide metabolic process. Lineage: Eukaryota; Fungi; Ascomycota; Eurotiomycetes; Eurotiales; Aspergillaceae. The record is from RefSeq and is a predicted model, not a curated record. Gene Ontology annotation, cellular component: fungal-type cell wall. The transcript has a single exon.
CCCUGUUUCCGUCAUUUGGCCCCAUUCUGGCGGUUUGGCUAUUGGUGGCAUGCGUCUUGUGCGCUCCCAGGAACCUAUCGUAAGCCAAAUCCUGGAAUCGGGUUGACCCUUAAUAUUUCUCAGGAUUCGGUGCCUGUCUUAAAUGUGUCUGUUGGCUGAGGGCUGACUGUCUAUGGUUGUUGCAGCCCAUGCCCGUCAUGCAGGACAUCAACAUAAAACCGCCCUCUUCCCUCAUGGUGCCCUGAUUUCUUCCACCCGUGCUUCUUCCUCUGCUUCAAUCCUGUGCUGUGCGCAGUUGUCAUUCUUUACCAAUUGUCACUCAUUUGACUUGUCAACACACCUUCUUUACCGGUUCCAACCAUUCCAUUCCUUUCUACCCAAUAACCAUUCACCAACAAUCCCACCAAAAUGGUCUCCUUCACCAAACUCUUCACCCUCGGGCUCAUCGCCGCCCUAACCGAAGCCUCCAGCAAGCGCGGUGCCGCCUACAACGACGCCUCGCUCGUCAAAACCCUCACAAGCGGUAAAUCGACCCCCGUGUCAUGGUCAUACAACUGGGCCCAAGAAGCCGACGGCACCAUGCCAUCUGGCGUGAAAUUCGUCCCCAUGCUCUGGGGCACCGGCUCAGUGUCCACCUGGACCUCCGCAGUCGAGAAGGCCCUCUCCGGUGGCAGCACCCACAUCCUAGGCUUCAACGAACCCGACAUGACCUCGCAAGCCGACAUGUCCGCCUCCAGCGCCGCCACUCUCUACAAGAAGUACAUCACGCCCUACGGAGACCGCGCCACGCUCAUCAGUCCCGCCGUGACUUCCUCCGAGAACUCGGGCCAGGGUCUCAGCUGGUUCAAAACCUUCAUGGGCGACUGCAAGAGCUGCAACAUCUCUGCUCUCGCUGUCCACUGGUACGGUGGAUCAUUCGCCCAGCUUGAAUCCUUCAUGACAGAGGCUAUCAGUACCGCUGGCCAGUAUGAUAUUGAUGAGGUCUGGCUUACGGAGUUCGCUCUCGACGCUGAUACAAAUGGUAUCUCGGAUGCGGCUACGGCCAAGACUUUCCUUGAAAAAGCUAUUGACUGGCUUGACUCGCAUCCUAAGGUUGGCGGAUACGCUUACUUUUAUACCGCUAAUGGGUAUUUGUUGACUAGUGGGUCGGUCAACUCGGUGGGUGAUGUCUAUGUUGCUUCUUCUUCGUCUGGUUCUGGUUCUGGUUCUGGUUCUUCUUCGUCUUCCUCGACCAAGUCUACCAAGACUACCACGACUACGAAGACCAAGACUGCCACGGCUACGAAGACUGCCAAGGCGACGUCUGCUAAGACUACUGAGGCUAAGACCACGGCUACCAAAGCCGCCACGACGAGCAAGGUCGUUAAGACUGUGACCUCUACCAAGAAGGUCACUAAGACGGUCACUGCUAGCGGGGCUGCAAAGACUGCUUAAACUUGGCUAAGUUGUCUGUGGCGCUCUAUAUCCCACCUGUCCAUGUAGAUGUCUAAAUAGCACGAUACUUUGUGUGCUACUGUGUGAAUUGUUUUGUGUUUUAUUUCGAUUCUAUCAAUUGAGAUCAUUGGUACUUAGUUUGAGUGAUAGCUUGGAUUGUGUUUAUUGCAUGCGGUCGAUAGUCUUCCUCGGGAGGAUGUUAGUCUUACUGUAGGUAGAUAUUUAGUUAUUGGAAUAGUCAGUGCUGUACCAUCAGCGUGUGUGCUAUGUACUAUGUAGCUAUGUUAUGUUGAUGAUGAGACAGCAACAGCGGUGGG